AUGCAUCGCCUGUGUGUGAUAGCCAUUGCGGCAUUAUUUGGGUCUGCCCACGCCCAGGUAGCAGGCUACGGGCAAUGUGGUGGUACUGGCUACUCUGGAAGCACGACAUGCACAUCGGGCUAUUAUUGUGCCUCGCAGAAUCCUUAUUAUUACCAGUGUGUUCCUGGAACUGCAACGACCAGCACGACAACCACGUCAAAGACGUCUGUCACGACGACUACUACUACAACUUCUAGCUCGAGUUCAACAUCAACUACGCUGAAGACGACUACUUCUCAGACAGCGACUCAAACCUCCACUUCUACUGGAGCGGCCACUUGCACUGGGACAUUCAGUGCAAUUUCGGCAUCCGACUUUGUUGCGAAGCUCCAUCCCGGUUGGAAUCUCGGAAAUACUCUCGACGCAACCCCAGAUGAGGGUUCCUGGAAUAAUGCACCAGUUGUGGCCUCUACUUUCAGCGAUGUGCAAAACGCUGGCUUUAAGAGUGUUCGCAUUCCGGUUACCUACGCGUACCACUUCACUGGCAGCUCUCCAGACUGGACUAUUGACCCAACUUGGCUCGCUCGAGUUUCUGAAGUAGUCGAUAUGGUCACUUCAUUGGGUCUAUAUGCCAUUGUGGAUGCUCACCAUGAUUCUUGGAUCUGGGCCGAUGUGACUGCCUCCGGUGCCAACUUGACCAUGAUUGAAGAGAAAUUCUACCGAUUGUGGUAUCAGGUUGGAACUAAGUUGGCCUGCAAGUCGAGUCUCGUUGCCUUUGAGCCGAUUAACGAGCCUCCUUGCAAUACUGCAACUGAUGCUGCUGAGAUCAACAAGCUCAACCAGAUCUUCCUUCAGGCCAUCAAUGAUGCGGGUGGCUUCAAUCCUCAGAGAGUUGUGACUCUUGUUGGAGGUGGCGAAGAUAGUGUCAAGACUUCAGAGUGGUUUGUUGCACCGACUGGGUUCUCGAACCCGUACGCUAUUCAGUUCCACUACUAUAGUCCUUAUGAUUUCAUCUUCAGCGCAUGGGGCAAGACUAUCUGGGGAUCAGACACUGAGAAGGCCACCGUGCUGUCAGACUUCACAUUGAUACGCAACAACUUCACAGACGUCCCCAUCCUAAUCGGCGAAUACGAUGCUUCACCAACAAACACCGAGCCAGCUGGCCGCUGGAAGUAUGUGGACUAUCUAAUCCGUUCAGCUCGUAGCCUCAACUUUGCCUGCGUUCUUUGGGACAAUGGCCUGGAUCAUCUAGACCGAAAUGCAGGCACCUGGAGAGAUCCCAAUUCCAUCUCGAUGAUCACAAAGUCAACAGCUACUUCGGCAAACAGCUUACCAGAUAGCUCCGAGGAUGCAUCUGCAACCUCUCAGUGGUCUUCAGCUUAUAUCUUCCACCAAUACGGAACUAACGUGGUGGCACAGAGUCUUCCAUUUAUCUUCAAUGGGAACACACUUACUUCGAUCAGCGACUCGACUGGUUCGACUCUGACAUCCGGCACAGACUACUCCGUCUCGGGCGCUAACAUUACUUUCACUGCUUCCUAUCUUUCCAAGCAUAUUACCUCGACGACUGCGCCUGGCAUCAUUGCUAAUCUCACACUGACCUUCUCGGGUGGCCAGUCAUCGCCAGUUGUCCAGCUUGUUCAGUGGAAGGCGCCCACUCUUUCGUCGACCUCUGCGGUUGCUUCUUCAGUUUCUGGUGCCGAUCUCAGCAUCCCCGUUACUUGGGGUGGUCUCCCCGAGAUUGCAGCUGUCAAGGCAUUGACUACCAGCGGAGUAUACCUGGUGGAUGACUGGACAGUGUAUCUAGGCCCGUUGCAGCAGGCUAGAACGACCUACAGCAGCCAGUAUAACUGGGAUUCAUCCCACGUUAUUAUCACUUCUUCUGCGAUCAGCUCGGUGAUUUCAGCUGGAGUGUCUACUGUGUUUACAUUCGAGUUCUACCCGCGGGUUGAAGGUGGCGUCAACUCUGUCAACUUCACCUUGACCGUCUAG
Messenger RNA from Penicillium cataractarum, 1971 nucleotides. Its product is annotated as putative extracellular endoglucanase. The record is from RefSeq and is a predicted model, not a curated record. Gene Ontology annotation, biological process: glucan catabolic process. The transcript is spliced from 8 exons. Gene Ontology annotation, molecular function: beta-glucosidase activity; cellulose binding. Lineage: Eukaryota; Fungi; Ascomycota; Eurotiomycetes; Eurotiales; Aspergillaceae. Bases 1 to 1971 code for a protein of 656 amino acids. Gene Ontology annotation, cellular component: cell surface; extracellular region.